GCAUUCGUGUGUUUACAUUUCAAAUGUACAAUGCUGCCGUGACACCUGGAAGGCAGCUGGUAAAUGUAUUACAUUCCACACACACACACACACACUCUGCAAUCGUUGACCCAGAUUGCAAGCGUUUGUUCUAAGGCUGUGGCUGAGAUUUUUUUUUUCCUCUCUCUGGAUUGUGGGCUGGAAUUUCUUGCACUAAACUUUUACUCGGCGCUCGCCCUCUCUCUCUCUCUCUGUCUGUCUCUCUCUGUCUGUCUCUGCAUGUAGCGACAGCAGAGAUGGGAGCCGGCUGCCGCCCGCUCACCAUUUGCCUUCUCUUGGUCUCCGCUCUCCGGGCUGGCUCAGGGGACGGCUCGGUGCCCUCGCCCGGCUCCAAGGACCCUCCGGCGGCGGCGCUCAACUCCCCGGCCGCCUCCUCCGGACCCCUCGGCCGGCACUUCGGCAAGUCUCGGCUGCUGGUCAUCUCCGCGCCGGGACCACUGGACACUUCCUACCGGCUGAUGGAGAGGCAGGUAGACCUGGGCAAGGGGGCGUUGAGAUGCGAUUUGGCCUUGAGGGAUCUCCUGGUGAUGGUCCUCUUCCAAGGCACCCGGCCAACGCAGGGCAAGUUGCUGAGGGUGUCCAAGGAAGGCAAGGUCUUGGAGGAGAAGCUGGGGCCCGAGGAGGUGGAGCAGGUCACCCGCAAGCUCUCCCUGGAGGCCUCCCAGUUCGGCAUGGUCCUCUUGAGGAAGUCCCUACACGUCUACGAGCGCUUCCCUUACGCGGUGAGGGUGGAGGCGGUGUUGGAGGCGGUUGAUCAAAUGCCCCUCAGGAAGCUGGAGAGCAUGACCCGGAGGGCACAGAAGCUGAAAUGCAAGGGGUCCCGGGCCGGGAGGAUCUCAGGACAGGUCCACGCUAGGAGGAACCUGGCUAAUCGGACGACCUCCAUUGGGACCACGUUCAACAGGUCUCCACUCAACAGGACCAAGUCCAUUGGGACCACCAUGGCCAACAGAUCUCUGGUCAAUAGGACCAUGUCCAUUGGGACCAUGGCCAACAGAUCUCUGGUCAAUAGGACCGCCUCCCAUCGGACUAUGCCCAACCGUUCAGGCAUCAGGACUGUUCCCAAAGGUUCUCCAGCCAACCCGAGGUACAGACCAGGCUCUCCCAAUUCUCGGAAUCCCUUCAGAUCUUCCAGCCGCCGAUUCCCGGAGAAGUCCGGAGAGGCGGUGCCGGGAAAGCGGAAUGCUUUGGCCUCAACCCGGGGCUCGGAUGGGGAGAGGAAGGCCAAGAUUCCCAGGAGCCCAGUGAACACCAAGGGACGGGAGAUGGUGGAUCAUCUGAUGGGCCAGAUCAAGCAGAAGGUGUGGCAGAUGAUGGCGGUCAACUCCAGGCACCCCCUCCAGCGCAGGCCUGGUGGUCAAGUGUUCCAGGUAGGACCUCACCAGAACCUCUCCUCUGGACCUCCGACCGUGGUACCCAUGGGGGCUUCCAUUGACCUCACCGGAGCGGGCUCUCAGCUUCCCCACACCGCCACCACUUCAUCAUCAUCCGGACAACUUGUCAACCCUGAGGAGGUCACGACCCUGGACUCCAGCUCAGGCACAGCACGAUCCCAGGGCAGCCAUGACGGAUGGACUAUGGUGUCCGUGGGUCCUCUGCCCCACCUGGGCGAGGGAAACUGGACCGGGGAACCACAGGAGGUAUCACCAACGUUGGCUUCUGGUCUCGACACCCAUCGAACGAGGAAGGGGCAGACUCACCCUCCCGAACCCACCACCUGCCACCCCACCCGGGAGGAGGGAGGCGGUGGCCGGCGUGGGUCGGCCGGGCCGGAGGGAAGGGCGCCCGGCAUGGCCACCGCGUCGCCUGCCCCAGGCAAGGCCAAGAAGGCAGGGAGGAAAGACAGGGAGAACUCGGGCAAGGGCUCCAGGGGCAAGGGAAGGAAGAACAGGAGGAACCGCAAGAACAGGAACAAGAACAAGAAGCAAGGAGCCGGGGGGGACGAGCAGUCCGGCAGCCAGCUGUUCCUGCAGCAGUUCCUCAACAAGCGGAGGCUCUUGGUGAUCACGUCGCCCAGCAAGGACAGCAGACUGCACGUCCAGCAGAGAGACGAGUACCUGGAGCACGUGUGCCAGCUGGCUCUGCGGCGCAUCAGUGUGGUCAACAUCCUGGGCUCCCCCACCAACAGCAGCCUGACGGUGGAACACUAUCAGACCGAGAAUGAACAAGCGUUAGAAAUCCCGGUGACGGAGCCUGUCGGGCCUGAAGUGAUCACAGAGCUGAGGAAAGAUUUUGGGAUGACCUUUGACGAAUUCUUCAUGGUGUUGGUUGAUUAUGACAUGAAAGUUAAGCAAUAUUUUGACGUCCCCAUCCCCAUCAAAGUUCUGGUGGAUUACAUGGACACUUUCCCCUCCAGACUGCCCGAGAUCCAAGAGGAGAGGAGAAGAGGAGUCACCUGCAUCAAGAGAGAAGGUCGGCUCAACAUCAACAAGUUCCUCGCCAGGUUUCAAUGGAAGAGACGAUUGUUGAUCAUUUCCACGCCUUACGAGGAGGACUGGGCCUUCCAACAGCAGCUCACUGCCCUCACAGGCCAGGAGUGUAACUUGGGAAUUCGCCAUUUUGCCAUGUUGAAGAUGAUGGGUUCAGGAGAAGAGGCCUCUGGAUCGCUCGAGCUGCUUCCUGCGAAUGGGCGGUCACAGGUGGAGACAGAGAGCCUGUCGUGGGCGGCGGUGAGCGGGCUGCGGGAACACUACCAGGUCAGCGAGGAGCACUUCAUGAUGUUGCUGACGGGCAAGGAUGGCGCCAUCCACUCCUGGUACCUCUCGCCCGUGUGGUCGCUGGCGGCCAUGUACGAACAGCUGGACUCCACGCCGGCCCGGCAACAGGAGAUGAGGCUCCAGCAGAGCCUGGGUGUCGAGUGCCACCGGGACGAGGACGAGGACAACUACCCCGGCUACAACCAGCGCGGUUAGCGCCCCCUCGCCACGCCUCCCCCCCCCCCCCCCGUCAACCACCAGCCUUGGACACUGUGCCUGUUCUCCAUCACGCCCGUUAGCGGACUUGUGUUGAACAUUUUGCAAUGACCAACAUUAUCGCUGCGUCUUGUACUUGUUUGGACUGUGCCUGUGUUUAAUAAUCAAUAUAACAGCUCCCCCAAUGA
Molecule: messenger RNA, 3139 nt
Organism: Leucoraja erinaceus (little skate)
Lineage: Eukaryota; Metazoa; Chordata; Chondrichthyes; Rajiformes; Rajidae
Product: coiled-coil domain-containing protein 80-like
Exons: 7
Coding region: 276-2951 (891 amino acids)
Source: RefSeq, a predicted model, not a curated record